CAUAUCUCUAGCUCACCACACUAUCCCAAAACCUCCACGGCACUAUGCCUCACGCCGCCGUCGUCGCGCAGGCUAUCCUCUGUAUCGCGAUUGUCGCCUACGUCCGCCUGAAUAUCCGCUUGGUCUUAUACUAUUUCCUAGAUUACAGUCGCCGAUGGAUCCACCGCGCUUAUGCCUUCGCCGGCUUGGUAGCCUUCUGGCUUCGGAAUCUCCAUGCCUAAGCAUAGUUCAUAAUGUAGCGGUAGGGGUGUUGCUACCCUUCUACGAAGAGCAAGACAACCACGAUAACCCCCCAUGUAUUAUAGGCUUGAUCUCCUUGCCUAUGGACAAUUGUAUAGCUGCAGGAAGUCUGAAAGAGGUUGGAAAGGUUAUGGUCGUAUUUGAUACAAGGGACGAACGCUAGAAAGGUAUCGAUCCAUUAAAACUCUUAGUGAGAUCAAG
Messenger RNA from Lindgomyces ingoldianus, 441 nucleotides. RefSeq lists its product as uncharacterized. Lineage: Eukaryota; Fungi; Ascomycota; Dothideomycetes; Pleosporales; Lindgomycetaceae. The record is from RefSeq and is a predicted model, not a curated record. The transcript has 3 exons. The coding region runs from base 45 to 221 and encodes 58 amino acids.